GAUCUGUGCACAGGACUGCAGGGGUUCCUCGUCUUCCACAGUUUUGGGGAUGGGACCAGCUCCGGCUUUACUUCCCUCCUGAUGGAAAGACUCUCUGUCGACUACGGCAAGACAUCCAAGCUGGAGUUUUCCAUUUACCCUGCUCCCCAGAUCUCCACUGCGGUGGUCGAGCCAUACAAUUCUGUUCUGGUCACCCACUGCACCCUCGAGCACUCUGACUGCACCUUCAUGGUGGACAAUGAGGCCAUUUAUGACGUCUGUCAGCGUAACCUGGACAUUGAGAGACCAACCUACACCAACCUCAACCAUCUUAUUGGACAGGUAGUGUCGUCCAUCACGGCCUCGCUCCGGUUCGACGGUGCCCUCAAUGUGGACCUGACUGAGUUCCAAACCAACCUGGUCCCAUAUCCCCGCAUCCACUUCCCUCUGGCAACCUUCGCGCUCCUUAUUUCAGCCGAGAAGGCUUACCACGAGCAACUCUCGGUGCCGGAGAUCACCAACGCCUGCUUUGAACCAGCCAACCAGAUGGUGAAGUGUGACCCUCGCCAGGGCAAGUACAUAGCUUGCUGCAUGUUGUACCGGGGAGAUGUGGUGCCCAAGGAUGUGAACGCCGCCAUCGCCACCAUCAAGAGCAAGCGCUCGAUCCAGUUUGUUGAAUGGUGCCCGACUGGGUUCAAGGUUGGCAUCAACUACCAGCCCCCGACAGUGGUACCAGGGGGUGACCUGGCCAAGGUGCAGCGGGCCCUCUGUAUGCUGAGCAACACCACCGCCAUUUCCUUGGCUUGGACCCGCCUGAACCUCAAAUUCGAUAAGAUGUACGCCAAACGGGCCUUUGUCCACUGGUACGUGGGGGAGGGUCUGGAGGAAGGGGAGUUCCAGGAUGCACGGGAAGACAUGGCCUCACUCGAGAAGGAUUAUGAAGAGGUGGGGAUCGAUUCUUCAUCACUGGACAGAAAGGGCGAAGAGGAAGAAUAA
This is a messenger RNA of Carcharodon carcharias (great white shark), 975 nucleotides long. Its product is annotated as tubulin alpha-1D chain-like. Gene Ontology annotation, molecular function: structural constituent of cytoskeleton; GTP binding. The record is from RefSeq and is a predicted model, not a curated record. The coding region runs from base 82 to 975 and encodes 297 amino acids. The transcript has 2 exons. Gene Ontology annotation, cellular component: cytoplasm; microtubule. Gene Ontology annotation, biological process: mitotic cell cycle; microtubule cytoskeleton organization. Lineage: Eukaryota; Metazoa; Chordata; Chondrichthyes; Lamniformes; Lamnidae.